Messenger RNA from Funneliformis mosseae, 365 nucleotides. The record is from the annotation of a GenBank genome assembly. NCBI's taxonomy places the organism in Eukaryota, Fungi, Glomeromycota, Glomeromycetes, Glomerales, Glomeraceae.
AAAAAACGCAUGUCUUAUAUUCUAAAGUUGGGGAGCCAGAAGGACAAAAUAUCCUAGAAGAGUUAGGAGGAUUUUUAACCGAUAAAUUCGAAAAAGCGGGGUAUUUAAAGAAAGAAAAUCGGCCACUAAAGUUGCAUGCUACUCUUAUAAACACCAGGCAUAGAAAUAAUGGUGUCGUAGCAUCUAAUCAUGACAACAGACAAGGAGAACCGGUCAGAAUUCCCUUCAAUGCAACACCUAUUUUUAAUAAAUUUUCCAAUAUAGAAUUUGGAACUUGUCGAAUCGAAAGUAUACAUAUUUCAAAAGUUGGUGAAUAUGAUGAACGUGGAAGACAUCAUAGUGAAGGUGGCAUUAAAUUGCCUUAG